GACACAAACUCGGGUACAGCGCUUCACUGUGAGAUGUUGCGUUUUUAUUCAUCGGUGCAGAACGUCUAAUAUUUAUGUGAAAGGCUGUAAACAACCCCUUCUCAUCGAAGAGGCAGUACAGUAUCUAAAAUGAGUCACGAUAAGGGGAGAGAAGAGAAAGAUGUCAAGAGAGCAGGAUCUCCAGAACCAAACUGGGUGUCUAAGAAGAGUGACAGCUGUGCACAAAUUAACAUCAGCGAUGAACCGGCAAGGUUUGACCCAAGUGGUGGAAAGGAUCAUCUAUACCACAAUCAGUCUAGAUGUGGAGUUUGUGAGCAGGUUCUGAGAGACCCGGUCUCUAUCUCCUAUGGACACAGUUUCUGCAGACAGUGCAUCAAUACAUACUGGGAUCAGUCCAGACCAUCAGAAAACUAUGACUGUCCUCAGUGCAGAAAGACAUCUAGAACAUAUCCUGUUCUACAAACAUACAACAUUAUUGGAAGAUCCAGAUCUGCUGAUUCUGUUCAAUAUUACACUCAAAAAGCCCAGCAGGAGAAAACAAGAGACCUACAGAAACCAGUUGAUGAUAAACUACGUAGGUUCUGA
This is a messenger RNA of Sinocyclocheilus rhinocerous, 585 nucleotides long. Its product is annotated as tripartite motif-containing protein 43B-like. The coding region runs from base 130 to 585 and encodes 151 amino acids. The record is from RefSeq and is a predicted model, not a curated record. The transcript has 3 exons. Lineage: Eukaryota; Metazoa; Chordata; Actinopteri; Cypriniformes; Cyprinidae.